AUGAAGAUGGCUGACGGUUCUACAAUUUUGCGACGAAACAGACCCGGAACGAAGGCUAAGGAUUUUUCCAACUGGGCCGAUGAAGUGUUCGAGGAAAUGGAUAGCACGCUUGCCGUGCAGCAAUACAUCCAACAGAUGAUCAAAAGAGACCCCUCGAAUGUGGACCAAAUUUUGACAAUGCCCGAUGGGCAGGAUGAGGGCGUGUGGAAGUACGAACACCUGAGACAAUUUUGUAUGGAACUGAAUGGACUAGCUGUAAGGCUUCAGACGCAGUGCUUCCCGGCCACCUGCACCCAAAUGACGGCCACAGAGCAGUGGAUUUUCCUGUGCGCAGCCCACAAAACGCCCAAAGAGUGUCCGGCAAUUGAUUACACCCGGCACACGCUAGAUGGUGCUGCGUGCUUGUUGAAUAGUAAUAAGUAUUUUCCCAGCAGAGUUUCCAUCAAGGAUUCCUCCGUAGCAAAGCUAGGGUCGGUGUGUCGCCGCGUGUAUCGAAUUUUCUCUCACGCGUACUUCCAUCACCGACGGAUAUUCAACGAGUUCGAAGAGGAGACAUCGCUCUGUCUGCGAUUCACCAACUUCGUUACAAAGUACACGCUCAUGUCGAAGGAAAAUCUAAUCGUUCCCAUUCCGGAAUGUGAGCUGACUCCUGGCGAAAGCGAAGCAUAAAUCGCUGGUGAAGACGAAUCAGGCACACGGGCGUUAUUUUUCGCAACUUUGUGUGACUAUUCGAAGUGAAACCAUAAUAAGAGAACGAGAAAAAGCGCAGGAUAAAAAAGCUAUCUAGCGUUAUAGUUCUCAAAGGUUUGCAACAAACAAAAGCACCAUCAUACUCUGUAAAUUGAAGAUGAACAAGUAUCCAAGCACAGUCAAACAUAGCGGCAUACUGCCGUUGAAUAGUCCCAUGAAGCCAUUCGUAUGGCCUCCGUACGUACAUUGAGUGCUACUGCCGACCAGAGUUAAUUUAACGAAGGCGUGACAU
Messenger RNA from Anopheles nili, 982 nucleotides. It is a transcript of the gene Mob4, whose product is annotated as MOB kinase activator-like 4. Bases 1 to 669 code for a protein of 222 amino acids. Gene Ontology annotation, cellular component: cytoplasm. The transcript is spliced from 4 exons. NCBI's taxonomy places the organism in Eukaryota, Metazoa, Arthropoda, Insecta, Diptera, Culicidae. The record is from RefSeq and is a predicted model, not a curated record.